Molecule: messenger RNA, 1658 nt
Organism: Diaporthe batatas
Lineage: Eukaryota; Fungi; Ascomycota; Sordariomycetes; Diaporthales; Diaporthaceae
Exons: 5
Coding region: 57-1658 (533 amino acids)
Molecular function (GO): acyltransferase activity
Source: RefSeq, a predicted model, not a curated record
ACGGACAUGCUGACUUGAGUACCUGUAAUCAAUAAGAUUGGCAGUAAUUCACUCGCAUGGCUCGCUCAUACUGGUCCAUGAACAAACCCACCUGUCAGGCAGAAAUGGCCGUCACACCAGUAAUCAUCGGCGUCGCAGACGUCAAGAACAAGUCCGACGUCCUCAAGGAGCCCGCGACGCUGAUGUUCGAGGCCAUCUCCCACGCCAUACAUGACACGGGGCUCGCUUCUCUCGCUCCUGUGAUAUCGCAGAUUGACAGCAUCGAUGUGGUGAGGACUUGGACAUGGCCAUACGCUGACCUUCCCGGCCUGCUGGGGAAGUGGCUGGGGCUCGACGAGAGGCCCGCCUGGACGAGGUAUACGGAGCAUGGCGGCAACGAGCCAGCUAGGCUGGUCGAUGAGGCGGCAGGCCGCAUUUCACGGGGUGAGACGAAGGUUGCUGUUGUUACUGGGGGCGAGGCACUGGCUUCUUUGACCGCAUUUUCAAAAUCUGGAAAAGCUGAGCCCCCAGGCUGGACAAAGCCGGACACCUCUGUGGACACUGUCUUCUCACCAUCGACGAUGGAUCUCGGUCAAGAUAUCGGCGGCAUACAUUCUAUUGGAACACCCAUACAGAUAUACCCGCUUUACGAAAACGGCUUCAGGGCGCACCGCGGGCAGACACCAAAGGACAACAACGACGAAUCGGCCUCCCUUUACGCCGACUUCGCACAGGUGGCUGCGACAAACCAGUACUCCUGGAAUUAUGGAGUGCCACCGGCAACAAAGGAAUCCAUAGGGGUUGUGUCAACAAAAAAUAGAAUGAUAUGCUCGCCUUAUCCUCUUCUCAUGAACGCCUUCAACACUGUCAACCUCGCUGCCGCAGUGCUCCUGACAUCGGCCGAAAACGCGAGGCAGCUCGGUGUGCCGGAGGACAAAUGGGUAUACCCUCUAGGUGGCGCAGGGAGGAAAGAGAGGGGCCAUUUCUGGGAGCGGCCCAACUUCUACCACAGCGACGCGAUAUCGAUCACUCUGGAUGAGUGCCUGUCGCUGUCAGGAAUUACACUCGGAGACAUCGACGUCCUCGAUCUAUACUCAUGCUUUCCCAUCGUCCCGAAACUAGCCUGCCACCAUCUCGGCCUCCCGAUUCUCAACAGUCCCAAGCCCCUGACGCUUCUCGGGGGCCUCACCUCAUUCGGCGGGGCUGGUAACAACUAUUCUAUGCAUGCCAUCACCGAGAUGUCGCGACAGCUGCGUGCUCGGAGGGCCAAGGCGGGACUCGUCCUCGCAAACGGUGGAGUGCUGUCAUAUCAGCAUGCUCUGUGCCUUUCGUCAGACCCACGAAGAGAGGAGUUACCCUACCCGGACAGCCGCGGCUCCUCCGGCGAUAUUGUAGGAGCUCCGGUAGCGGUGGAGCCAUUCGCGCAAGGAGAAGCCGUCGUCGAGACGUUCACGGUCCAGUUCGAUCGGGAAGGCAAUCCAGAGAUGGCUUUCAUCAUUGGCCGCCUGCGAGAAAAUGGCCGCCGUUUCGUCGCCAACCACGGCGACCAACGGACGCUGCAGGAGCUUGCUUCUUCUGUUGAGCAUGUCGGAAAGGUUGGGUGCGUCGAGAUCAGACGUGAUGGGAGUGGAGACCCUGAAAGCAACGCCUUCUUUCUGGGCCCUAGGCCGAGGAUGUAA